This is a messenger RNA of Ilex paraguariensis (yerba mate), 2383 nucleotides long. NCBI's taxonomy places the organism in Eukaryota, Viridiplantae, Streptophyta, Magnoliopsida, Aquifoliales, Aquifoliaceae. The record is from the annotation of a GenBank genome assembly.
GCAGCAACAAAAAAAUGAGCGAGUAGAAACACCCCCUUUCACUUCCUCUUUUUCUCGGUCUCCAUCUUUGCGCCUCUGUAUUUCUCUCGUUGGCCUCUCUCUCUAUUUCGCCUCUCUCGCUCACCUCUAUUUUUGUGAUUGGAUGGGAAUUGGGUUGCAUUGAUUCUAAGGAAAUUGACCAUAUCAGUUGGACAAAGGAGGGAUCACAUACUCUUCCUGCUACUUUCAAAAGAAAACAUACUAGACAGGGGUUUUUCUAUUAUGAAUGAAGAUAGUCACAUAUAAUGUGAACGGCUUGAGGCAUCGCAUCUCGCAGUACGGGUCCCUUCUCAAAUUACUCGAUUCCCUCAAUGCGGAUAUCAUCUGCUUUCAGGAGACAAAAUUAUCAAAACAAGAACUGCGAGCCGAUACAGUGACUGCAAGUGGCUACGAGUCCUUCUUUUCUUGCACUCGCACUAUUGACAAAGGUCGGACUGGCUAUUCUGGUGUUGCAACAUUCUGCCGAGUGAAGUCUGCAUUUUCCAGUGAUGAAGUGGCUUUGCCACUGGCUGCAGAGGAGGGCUGCACUGGUCUUCUUGAGAAUUCUCGAGGAUUUGGAACUAGAAAAGAUGAAAUUCCAACAAUUAUGGAAGGCCUUGAUGGAUUUACCAAAGAUGAGCUUCUUAAGCUUGACAGUGAGGGACGUUGUAUCAUUACUGAUCAUGGCCAUUUUGUUCUUUUCAAUAUAUAUGGGCCUCGAGCUGCAAAUGAUGACACAGAAAGAAUUCAAUUCAAGCUGACAUUUUACAAGAUAUUACAGAGAAGGUGGGAGUCUCUCCUGCAUCAAGGAAGGAGGAUACUGGUUGUUGGUGACCUCAACAUUGCUCCUGCUGCAAUAGAUCGCUGUGAUGCAGGGCCAGAAUUUGAGAAUAAUGAGUUCAGAAGAUGGUUUAGAUCUUUACUGAUGGAAAACGGGGGCCCUUUCAUUGAUGUUUUCAGAGCAAAAUAUCCAGAGAGAAGAGAAGCCUACACUUGCUGGCCAACAAAUACAGGUGCUGAGGAAUUCAAUUUUGGGACAAGGAUUGACCAUAUUCUCAGUGCUGGGUCAUGCUUACACAAAAAGAACAGUCUGGAAGGCCAUAACUUUAUAAAUUGCCAUGUUGAAGAUUGUGACAUAUUGAUGCAGUUCAAACGGUGGAAACCUGGAAAUACCCCAAGGUGGAAAGGAGGGAGAAGCAUCAAAUUGGAAGGUUCUGAUCAUGUUCCUGUCUAUAUGAGUUUAACAGAAAUCCCCAGCACUCCGCAGCAUAGCACUCCCCCUUUAUCUACUAGAUAUUGUCCUCAGGUUCAUGGGUGUCAGCAAACUCUUGUGUCGAUUAUAAAAAGAAGGCAAUCAGCUGAGAAAAUUAAAACGUGUGGGGAGUCCAGUUCCUUUACAGAUAAGAAUAUUACUGUCAGAAGUUGCAGUCAGAGUGUGAAAAGAUCCUCCGAUGACGGCAUUAUAUCCUCUUCAGACCUGAGACUUGAAGAUGGUGUUUCGAGGACAGAUGAAUACCCUCAGGGUUUCAGUGAUGAAGCUUUUCAAAAACCAGUGCUCAGUUUGGGAAGUAAUCAUGCAAAAUUAUUGGAGUACGGAAAAACUAAGAAGAAAGCAAGAGAAGGUCGAUUGUCCCAGCUUUCACUUAGAUCGUUUUUUCAGAGUGCAAAUUCAAGUGAUGGUGUUGACUGCUCUGGUGCAGAUACCUCACCCAGUCAGGGAGAUGUCUCCAAUUCUAACCCUUACUCUGGUAGAAUUAUUUUGAAUAAUGAUGAAAGUAAUACCCCGAAGGUGCUGGAUUUGAUUAUUAGUGGUACCAUCGAGGAUCAAGAUGACCUAGAUGUUUGCCAUUCUUCAGAAAAAGAGAAGAGGAAUGUUGCUUUAGUGGAGUGGCAAAGGAUUCAACAAUUUAUGCAGGAUAGCAUACCUCUUUGCAGGGGCCAUGGUGAACCUUGUGUUGCCCGGGUUGUGAAGAAAGCUGGUCCCAAUUUGGGCCGCAGAUUUUAUGUUUGUGCUCGUGCAGAGGGACCUGCAUCUAAUGCUGAAGCAAAUUGCGGUCACUUUAAGUGGGCUGCUUCAAAAUCUAAGCGCAAAGAAUGAUGGUAAACUUGUGAGUAAUCAUCAGUUUCUUUACGAACUUGGAGUUUUGAUAGGUAUGAAGCAAUACAUAGCUUAGUUGUGGUUGUAGUUUUGUUAGGAGUCGCCUCGCAUUCCUUGCCUAAUUUUGCACUACAGAGAAUGAAAUAUCUGGAAAUGUAGACUACCUAUUGUAAUCUCUUCCAUGUCUUUUUAUUUUUUAUGGCCGUCUUCUUUUUAAAUCAGCCAGUGUUGUAAUAUUGAAGGUUUAAUCUAUUUGUAUAAUUUUUG